Molecule: messenger RNA, 1557 nt
Organism: Microbotryum saponariae
Lineage: Eukaryota; Fungi; Basidiomycota; Microbotryomycetes; Microbotryales; Microbotryaceae
Source: the annotation of a GenBank genome assembly
AUGCAGUGGAAGACUCGCCGAUAGAGGAUCACGAUCACGACCGCGACCGCAACAACGGCGACAUUGCCGGACCUGCAGAGAUUGCGGCGGCACUCAAAUUCAGAAGACCGAAGCAGCUGGCAAAUCCAUCUGGGGCAAAGCGCCUACUAGCAAAGGUGAGUUGCACUGCAUCAGCUUCGGCUUUGAUUUGCGACGCCCAAGCUCAUGCUUUUGAGUUUUCCUCAUCCAUCAGUCCUUUCGUCCGACGAUGUUGCCGUGCGUAUCUUAUUGGAUUCUUGGCACUUCUUCGAUCAAAUCUACGUCUCCAAAAAACACGGCGCCGCCAAGGCCUUUGCUCGCGCCUUCUCCGAUGCGGUUUUCAUUCCCAACUCCGAUGAUCGGGUACUGCUGGAGGCUCGAUUAGCGAAGCUCGGAAUCACGUGGGAGGAGGCCGUCCGAUCGCCUGUUUGGAACAAAAAGCUGUGGAGGCGCGUUCGUCGAUGGAUUCCCCCGCCGAGUGUUUCGAGCCUUUAAUCCGGGAAGUCUUCGAUAAAUUCGGGGCGUUGAUCGAUGCGAAGACCACGCAACCGCUCUUCAACAAGGCAGCGCACGAGGCAGCAAAGCGAUGUCUUGAGGCGAUACGCAAAGGCCAAGUUUCCGAUCCUGUUGGCAUCGAACUGUACACCGACCGUGGGCCUUGCGGAGGACCAGACGGAAAGGCGGAUGACGGUGUGCGUGUCUACUCGUGCCAGCGCGGCACAAAUAGUCUUGAGGGAGGGAUCCACCGAAACGUUCGUCAAAGGUUCCCAAAGUCCGGUGUCACUCCGUACCAUGCCAAUGCUUGCCUUUCGGACUAUGUGCUCGUGCACAACUCCACAGUAAGUCUGUACAGCCGUGCUCACACACGCUGGAACUGAAUUUGUUUUACCUAUGCGUGUGCUUGUUUCACAGGUUGGGACGUUUAAUCGGACAGGGAAGGCAUAUGUAGGGCACUUCGACCUUUGGCUCACUGUAGAGCUUCAUCGUAUGCGGCGCAAAACGGCGGCAUACCUCCCAGCCCACCCUACGAAUAUGUCGGAAACUGUCAACCCGCUUCUCUACGCUCCGUCCACGGAGACAUUCGGGAUUGUGCCUAUUGUGGAUGUGGCUCAAAAGUCCAACAACAUCGAACCCUAUUGCGUCGAGAGUGGCGCUUUCCGUUUCGAGCCCCUCAAAUGGUCGCCGCGGAAUUUGCUGCACAAGAACAUGGGACAAACAAUUCAGCAGAUGCAAAUCCAGCUGCCAGCCGAUCGCAAACUCCCUCACACCUGGCUUGCAAAACGCCAAGGUACUCGGUUUGCGGUAUUGCACGUUCACACACCAACCGAACGAGCGCUGUACAAGCAUAUCUUGUCCCAUUUGGAACUAUCAACUUCUCGAGACCAGCGAGCCAUCCGAAUCGCCGAGCGCUGGAACACUUAUGCCAACGGCAUUGAUAUAUUUUACAAAGUGAGUCGCUAUUUCGUCGUGCCUCUGAAUUUAAGACCGAGCUAGUUGAACAAUUGACUGAUCCGAUGCAGAGCCAAACGUCAGAGUUAA